Choloepus didactylus (southern two-toed sloth) is the source of this 3172-nucleotide messenger RNA. RefSeq names its product coiled-coil serine rich protein 1 (gene CCSER1). The record is from RefSeq and is a predicted model, not a curated record. The transcript has 11 exons. Bases 297 to 3002 code for a protein of 901 amino acids. NCBI's taxonomy places the organism in Eukaryota, Metazoa, Chordata, Mammalia, Pilosa, Megalonychidae.
CUCUCUCUCAACAACAUGACUGACUGGGAAGCGGUGGCUCUGGCAGAGCAGCUCUACUGGCGCAGGCAGCAGCAGGAAGAGGAUUAUUAAAUAACGCAGCUCGACUCUGCAACUGGGAGUGGAGAGAAGGAGCCCAACAGCCGAGAAGGGGAGGGAGGGCAGAGGAGAGGGACCAAAAAAGACACCCCGUGCCCCGAAGACAUAAAUCCCUGAGUACCCCGGAGGAGCCUUAACAAGCGGCGCGGAGCCCUCAAGGCUGCUAAGUUGGCUGUUAUACCACGAGCCUUGGAGUCCCAAUGGGGGACUCAGGAUCAAGACGAUCUACGCUGGUCUCCCGGUUGCCAAUAUUCAGAAGAAGUAUUAGCAGAAGACACGAUUCUCUUCCUUCUUCACCCUCCUCCAGUAAUACUGUUGGUGUCCACAGUUCUUCUCCUUCUAGCACUAAUUCAAGCUCAGGUAGUACAGGUAAACGUAGGAGCAUAUUCCGUACUCCUUCCAUUGGCUUCCACCACAAGAAGGGGAGUGAACCUAAGCAAGAAGCUACCAGCCAGAACCUUAGUCUUUCAAAUGGUGCUCAACCUGGUCAUGGCAGUAUGCAAAAACUGAGUUUGGAAGAACAUGUUAAAACCAGGGGAAGACAUUCUGUUGGUUUUAGUACUUCACGAAAUAAGAAGAUAACAAGAUCUUUGACAGAAGAUUUUGAAAGGGAAAAGGAGCACUCAGCUAAUAAGAAUGUCUUUAUAAACUGUCUAAGUUCUGGUAAAAGUGAGGGGGAUGAUUCUGGAUUUACAGAAGAACAAACUCGUCGUUCUGUUAAGCAGUCAACAAGGAAGCUACUUCCUAAAUCUUUUUCAAGUCACUAUAAAUUUUCUAAGCCAGUUCCACAGAACCAAUCCAUUUCACUGGUACAGCAGUCUGGAUUCUCGUUGGAAAUUACACAAUACCAAGAGAGAGAACCUGUAUUAAUAAGAGCUUCUCCAUCUUGUUCUGUGGAUGUAACAGAACGAGCAGGAAGCUCUUUACAGUCUCCUUUGCUUUCUGCUGAUCUAACCACAGCUCAGACCCCUUCAGAGUUUUUAGCCUUAACUGAAGAUUCUGUGUCUGAAGCAGAUGCAUUUCCCAACAGUGGAAGCAUGGCAGCAUCCCACUGUGACAACUUUAGCCACAAUGAUUCUACCUCUCAGAUCUCUCUCAAUCCUGCUGCUGUUACAAAGACAGCAAUAGAACUUCUAGGAAAUGUGCCCUUUGCUGUUAUGUCUCCUGGGAAAUACAGGUUAGAAGGUCAAUGUAGCACUGAAUCUAAUUCCUUACCUGAAACCCCUGCUGCUAAUCAGAAGGAAGUGUUACUACAAAUUACUAAACUACCUGUUAUGAAUGUGAGUAACUCAGAGACACACCUACCAGCAGGUAAUCAAAGAGAAGAAAAUAUGGUCUUACAAAAUGGAGAAACAAUGCUGGGAACAAGCUCCCCAAGGAAACUUGGGUUUUAUGAGCAACAUAAAGCAAUAGCUGAACGUGUUAAAGGGAUCCAUGCUAUUUCAGAUUCAAAAACAAUACCCUCUUCUGGUGAUCAUCAUAUAUUUAACAAAGCAUCAUAUGGAUAUGAAGCAAAUCCUUCCAAAGUUCUUGCCAGUAGCCUUAGUCCAUAUCGUGAAGGAAGAUUCAUAGAGAGGCGACUGAGAUCCUCAUCAGAAGGAACUGCAGGGAGUAGCAGAACGAUUUUGAAACCGAAAGAUGGAAAUAUAGAAGAAGCUAACAGUCUACGAAAGCAGAGGGCAGGUUCCUCAUCUUCAAAAAUGAACAGCAUGGAUGUUUUGAAUAACUUGGGAUCUUGUGAAUUGGAUGAAGAUGAUCUCAUGCUUGAUCUAGAGUUUUUAGAGGAACAAAAUCUUCAUCCUUCAGUUUGCCGGGAGGAUUCAUACCACUCUGUUGUCUCAUGUGCUGCUGUAGUUCUCGCUCCUAAGGAAUCAGCAAUAGAAAUGAAGAAGAAAGAAGAGCAAAAAUUUCCUGAGCCUUCCAAACAGAACCUUUCCCUGAAAUUAACAAAAGAAGUUGAUCAGGAAGGCAGGUGUUCCCAUAUCAGCCGAAUGCCCAGCAGUCCCUCUGCGGAUUGGCCCUUACAAAGUGUGGAAGAAAAUGGAGGCAUAGAUUCUCUGCCAUUCAGACUGAUGUUACAAGACUGCACAGCAGUCAAGACAUUAUUAUUAAAGAUGAAGAGAGUUCUUCAAGAGAGUUCAGAUAUGAGCCCAGCAAGUAGCACCACUUCACUUCCUGUUAGUCCUCUUACAGAAGAGCCAUUGCCCUUCAAGGAUAUAAUGAAAGAUGAAUGUUCGAUGCUCAAGCUGCAGCUAAAAGAGAGGGAUGAAGUCAUUUCCCACCUUAAGGAAGAGCUGGAAAAAGUCCAGCAUUUGCAGAAGGCUUUUGCUUCAAGAGUAGAUAAAUCCACACAGACUGAACUUCUAGGCUAUGAUGGUUUGAAUCUGAAAAGACUGGAGGCAGUACAGGGUGUGAGAGAGGCUACAUAUCGAAAUCGAAUUGUGAGUCAAAAUCUCAGCACAAGGGACAGAAAACCAAUUCAUACUCCCACCGAGGACCGUUUUAGAUACUCGGCAGCUGACCAGACCAGCCCUUACAAACACAAAACCUGUCAAUUAUCAAGUCUAUGUUUAAAUAAUUUCUUGAAGGACAAGGAGCUAGUGGAAGCUAUCAAACACUCAAGAGGAACUUAUGAAACUCUCACUUCAGAGGUCACCCAGAACUUACUGGCCACUGGUGGACAGAGCACUCUGAAGCCUACAGCCAAGGUAGAAGGGUUCUCCACGUUCUCAGAGAAACCAAAGGAACCAACUGCUGUGGCACGACAGCAUUCAACUUUUACCGGCAGGUUCGGGCAGCCACCGAGAGGGCCAAUCUCUUUACACAUGUACAGCAGGAAGAAUGUUUUUCUCCACCACAAUUUAUACACCACUGAGCUGCAGACUCUAGGCCAGCAGGAUGGGUAAUUAAAUCACUCUGUUCCUGUCUCUAUUUAGGAUAAAGACGGCUAAGACCAAGCAUUUCUCAUGCAUAACUCAUAUUUAAAUUGUCAUGUACCUUUUGUUAUUUUUUAUUUUUAGUUAUAAACAAGGACUUGUGCACUUUUUUCCUUCUUUAGAAUGAGGGUUUGAGCAUG